This is a messenger RNA of Soboliphyme baturini, 547 nucleotides long. The record is from the annotation of a GenBank genome assembly. Lineage: Eukaryota; Metazoa; Nematoda; Enoplea; Dioctophymatida; Soboliphymatidae.
UGCUUUUCCUGAUUUAUUAGACUUAGUUGUUGACAAGUACAGUGCCACCACAUACUACGUAAAAUUAUGUUCCCCAUAUUUUAGUGCUGCGCGACCUGGCAUGGCAGAACAAGAUGUUAUCAGUCCAGAAUAUCUUUCUCCAAAAUGUGAAGCGGAUUAUAGUUGGAUAUAUUCAUACAAUGCAUCGAAGAUGUGUAAUAUCAUGUUUGCAUUCGCUUUAAACCGUCAGCUGGAAAAGAAGAAAGUUUUCUGCACCGCCGUCCAUCCGGGAAAUUUGCUGAGAACGCCUUUAAUGAACAGAUCUUACGUUUGGCGCUUCUUCUCGACUAUCUGCCGCCCUUUCGCCAAAUCUCUUGUAGCCUGUUCUACGGUACUCUACGCCGCGUUUGCGCCAGAAAUGCAGAACGUUGGGGGGCGAUACUUGAACAACUGCUGGUACUGCAACCCUUGGUCGAUCUGUGCGUUCGAAUCGAUAGAAUUUAUGGCACUCUCAAACGCCUUCCAUGAACAUGGCAUAAAUCAUGUUUACGUUUUAUGGAGGAGUUAA